AUGCCGCCUUUAUCAUUUGAGAAGAAAUUCGGACUUAAUACCCAGCAGACUGGGCUCCAGAUUAUUCCGAUAGUCAUCGGAUGCAUAUUUGGAGAGCAGGUCAGUGGCCCGAUGUCUGACUACUUCAUGAAGGUCUAUCGGAAGCGCAGAGGUCAUGUGUGUCCCACGGACCGCCUCUGGCUGACGUAUAUUGGCUUCUUCACCAUCAUCGCUGGGCUCUUGGUCUGGGGAUUCCAGCUUGAAAAAGCGAAAACUUGGAAUCUACUCCAUGCUUGGAAAUUGUAG
Molecule: messenger RNA, 285 nt
Organism: Penicillium subrubescens
Lineage: Eukaryota; Fungi; Ascomycota; Eurotiomycetes; Eurotiales; Aspergillaceae
Product: MFS transporter
Exons: 1
Coding region: 1-285 (94 amino acids)
Biological process (GO): transmembrane transport
Molecular function (GO): transmembrane transporter activity
Source: RefSeq, a predicted model, not a curated record